This is a messenger RNA of Nicotiana tabacum (common tobacco), 633 nucleotides long. The record is from RefSeq and is a predicted model, not a curated record. NCBI's taxonomy places the organism in Eukaryota, Viridiplantae, Streptophyta, Magnoliopsida, Solanales, Solanaceae.
AUGACAAAUACAUCAGUAUCUAUUUUUGAAGGAAAAAGCAUUGUCUUUAAUCGCAAAAAGGAAUUCAUCUUGGGACUUUGGGAGGAUAUUUGCAAUAGAAUCUCCAAAACUCAUGCAGAACUUCUCUCAUCUUAUAGGGAGCAAGUCACUGAGAUUUUCGAGGAUACGAAAAAGGCGAAUAUUAUAGAUCUUUCUCCAUUAGAGUGUUUACUGGAUUCUCUUUUCAAGCUUGCUGCUUUAUAUGACCAAGAGCGAUCCAAUUUGGCUGAUAAGACGAGUCAAGGUGAGAAGUUGGAGCUGAUUUCCAAAGCUAAGGAGCGUCUUGAAUCGUUCAAACUUGAAGCAAGUGAGAAAGUCAAGAAAGUUUCCUCUAGUGAAAAGAAAUUGAAGAGAGUUGUGAAGAAAUUGCAGACAUUACAACAAGAGAGGGAGAACCUCCAAGGUGUUAUAGAAGUGACUCAAAAGGAGGUUGAAGAGAUUCAAACAAAAGUUUCAGCUGUCGAGACUGAGGUCUCUUCAUAUGACAAUAUAAAUUUGCUGACUGAUGAAGAUUCGGCCAAUUUGGAGGAGAAGAAGAAGAACCUGGAGACUAGCUGUCAAGAACUGAUCAACUACAAGUUUUGUUUAGAUUAG